GCGUUAUUAUUUCCCUUUUAUUUUCACUCAACUUUACCAAAAUUUCAUAGAGAAAAGUAAAGGGGAAAGCGGCUCUCCCUUUCGUCUCCUCAAAGCUCUUCCUCCACAGUCAACCCUCAACCAUCCCUCGUCACCCCCAAUCCGCCGUAAAUCGAAACCAUUCCCCUCCAAUUCCAUCCCAGUUUGCUUCUGUUCCCCUCUUUUCCGACACUCAUUCUCGCUCCCAAUCCGGCCGAGCUCUUAUCUGAAAGAAAAACCCCUUUCACAAAUCGAUAAAAGAAUGACCCAGAAAGCAUCCCGUUUGCUGCUAUUGCCUGAAAACGACUGAAGAAGAAGGGAGAAGUCGCCUGGAAAAAGUAAUAGAAAGACCGAAGAAGGAGUAUUAGGUCAGAUUGCGUUUGAUUCUUCUAUGUUUUUGGAUUUUAUAUUCUUUUGGUGUCACUGGAUAUCUCGUUUGGUGCAUGACUGAAGUAGAAAUUUGUUCCUCUAGAUAACUUUUAUGUUGUUCUUGUUGUUUUGUCUUAAUUGAUGAUAUAUAUGCAUGAGAUUUCUACUCUUGCUGGAAAGGUAUGGAUUGUGCUAGCUGGCUAUUGGUUCUGGCCUGGAGUGGGUAGGUCGUGAGAGGUGUUUACUUAUUUCUGUUAUUUUUAUGUAAAUUCAGAAUAGAGGUAGAGUAAGCAGGAGUAGCUUACAAUUUUGGUUGUAUCUCUAUGAUGUCUUAUACACCAACAGAUACUACAUUCGGGGUUUUAUCCAUGUUCUAUGCAUCAUGGUUUUCAUACUAGCCUUUGGAUUCUCUAUUGAGUUCGUUUGGAUGCAGAGAAGUUUUGUUAUUUAAAGGCAGUGAGAAAAGAAUGUAUUUGUUAUUUUGAUUGUCAUUUGUAUCAAGUAUCAACAGUACUUUACUUGAAUUUAUAUUUCUCUAUCAAUAGAUGUAUAUAUGGCGCCUGAAGUUUAUAGAUGUAAUGUUAGAAUUGUGGAUGGUUACUCUUUUUCGACGGAACAAGUUUUAUAUAUUGAUUAUUUGGUUCAGAGUACUGGUAGGAUCACCACCCUGCUGUAUGAGGUAAAGAUUUUCAAGAAAAUUCUGAAGGGACCAUAUGAGAAUCUCGUUUGCUUCCUCAGCUUUUGGUUCUUGCUUCACUUUUAUGACUUAGGGGCUUCUAUCUCCAUGUGUAAUAGGUCAGAUUGUGUUGGAUUUUUUUUUUAUGGUUCCUGUUCUUGCUCCCUUACUUAUUUAGCAGAUUUUAUCAUCGUUUCUUUUGUUCUAUGCUUUUUAUUUUAAUGCUUCUUGUUCUUGCUCCCCCUGCAUAUUCUACUCCAUCACUCCAUAAUGUCACUCAAGGCGACAACUCUUGCUUCUGAAGUGAUGUUGUGAGAGUAGUUUGGAUGUGAGCUUAGCCGUCAAUGCCCUCCAAGCAAUUCAACUCCAUCUUUAACGCAGGCAACUCCAGUGAGACAAGUCAGCGAUGGAAGCACGACAAACUAGUAAGAUAUGAUUGGUUCUGGAUAUGUCGAUAAAGGCUUGCAGAUAAUGUAGUUUUUACUACACUUUGUUUGCAUGAAUGUGUUAUUUCUAAUGUUAGUUUUGUGUACAUGUUUGUAGAUAUGGUUUAAGGAAGCUAAUUUUUGUAAUUUAUCUUUAUUAGGGCUUCUGUUCCCCUGUAUUGAUAGCACCGCAUACCCAGAAUUUCAUUUGAGGCCAAGAACAUAUAGGUAGUAUGCUCUCUCAUAGAUGGAUUUGAUGGAAAGAGGAGAUGGUAGAAGCUUUAUCUUACUGAUUCAUCUUUGCAUUAUGUAGGAUGGAUUUGGCUGGAUAUGGCUGUAGAACAACGCUUUUGUGAGAUGAGUUGUGUUUACAUUUGUGGUGUUUUUUUUUUUUUUGGUUUUGAUCUGCUUUACAAUAUUUUUAGUUUCUUAAAUUCGCAUGUAUUCCAGUAUGCUUUAUGAGAUUUAUGGUUUGCUUUCCCUUGUUUUUAGUUAAUUUAUGAUAUUUGUAGUUUGGUUUUUCGUGUUUAAAUUCAAUUUAUGAGAUUUGUGGCGUUCUUUAUAAUAUAUGUGGUGUGAGUCAAGCGAUUUGUGGUUUCUGAUAUACUUUACGUGAUUUAUAAUUUUCUUUCACGUGUUUUAGUCACCUUUAUAGAUAAAAAAAAAACAAUAAUAUAUACUAGAAACAUAAAAUAUAUACCAAAACCACAAUUAAUACCAAAAUAAUCACCAAAUCAUACCAAAAAAGAUUUAAAAAAAUUAACAUUGAGCUGGAGCAGCGCUUCCAGCCUAAAAGUAAAAAAAAAAAAAAACAAAUAAUUAAACAACACCACAACACCGCCAAAUUGGACGGCCCCGCCGUCUACUCCUACUCCGGCAUUUUCUGACCGACCCUAGAAUUUGCGUCGUAGCUGGUGUCAACCUCAACCACGUAGACAUCGGCGGGCACCUCCCUCGCGAGCUCGGCCUCCAGAUCUGGCCCUCUUCCAGAAACUCCAAUCGCUUCUGCGUCAAAAAAGAGGCGGUUGUAGGAGAUGCGGCUCUUGCAGAAUUGAUCAUGGAACUUUUGAAUUCGUUUCUUACAAACUCAGGUCGUCGUUGGAUUGUAAUCUACUUUUCGGAUGAGAGGCGAUGGAGAUGGUGAAGGAGUUCGACUGCCGACGCCGAUGGGGAAGAAGAAGCGGCGGCAGGGGUGGGAUCGAGAUAGGUGCGUAACACAAUGAGGAGAGAGAAGCGUUACGUACAAAUGAGAGAGAGAAACGACCUGUUUCCCGGAGGAAUGGAUUUUCAAGAAUGGCGAAUCUGAACUUAGUUUGAUUUUUACCCUAUAUUAAUUGGGUCAACCUAUCUAAUUAAAAAAGUCAGCAUGAAUCUAAUUUUCUAUUGGUUGUGCAUUAUUGUUGUCACUAUAACAACCAAGUAGAUGUUGUCACCCUAUCUUCUCCCCCUUGAAUUGGCUCCAUGUAACGACUCGAAUAUUUUAUGUAUCGUAAACGACACACUUUAAUCAUUUAUGAUGAUCUCUCCAAACAAGGGGAGGAGGUUUCCAUCGGCGAAGGCAAAGGCGGUCAGGUCGAAGAGGGAGGAGUCAUUGCCGGGGAGAAAGAGUAUACCGCCGACAGACUCAAGUGGUGAGGAGGUAGAAACGAAGGGAGCAGCCGACGAUUCUAGGAACUGUCGGAGGCAAAAGAUGACCAGACUCUCUAAGGUUGGUAAUAUCUUUCCUUUUUGACAUUUUUGGGGGUUUCCUAUGAAAACUGGAAUUUUGUGUGGUGUUAUGGUGGAUUUCAAUAUGAAAAGUCGUAUGACUAUGGUUUGUAUUAGGGCUAUUGUGUGUAGUAUGGUAUUUAGAAGUUUGUGGUGUGCUAUGAUGUGUUUGAAAAUUGGGAUUUAUGGUCGAUUUAAGGAAGAUCUGGGAUUUUAGGUUUGUUGCGGUGAUGGUUUUGAAUUUUUGAUGAUAUGAAAUUGUGGAUGAAAUAAUGGUUGGUUUGGUUAAAACUGGGUUGUGGGGGUUAUUGGUAGUAUUUCUGAGCUUAUGAAUCUGAAUUUUGAUAUGAGGAUUGGUUGUUUGUAUGGAAGUAUCGAUUCGGGAUCUGAAGGUUUAAUUUGAAAAUAUGUUUUAUGGGGGCGAUAGACUUGGGAAGUUUAGCUUCUGGUAAAUUGGUUUUUGUUCUGAAAAUUUGUUGGGUUACUAUGGUACGUGGUUGAAAAAGGGCUUAGAUAUAGAGUGGGAUUUUGAACAAAAACAAAGUACUCUAAAAUACCUCUAACAGUUUGAGUCAAGACUCAAGACCCUUAUGAUUAAGUCUAUUGAAUAUGUUUUUUUAGCUUAUGAUUUUGAUGUUAAUUUAGUGUCGUUAAUGAGUAUAUUAAGUAAAGCAAAAGAAUGGAAGAGUAACUAAAAAUGAAACAAGAUAUGUUUUUAUUUGUGAUUAGCCUUAACAUCGAAGGGCUUGAAUGAGCAAAAUUAAAAUAGAAGUAGGAAGGAAUUAAAGCAAUAUGAUUUAGUGGAUUGUUUCGUUGUUAUAGUGAAAUUUCCAUAUAGUGUUGCGCUAACAGUGAUGAUUGGGUAGAUAUUCUUCUUAAACUGUUUUAUUGAAGAGAUGUAGAAAUAGAUGUGAUAUAGAAAUGAUAGAUGAUGAUGAUGCUUAGAUGAGUUGGUGUGAGUACCAACCUUUCUCUUUUGCUUUGAUGAUGAUUCUGUCCUUUGUUCUUCUUCUUAUGCUUUUGUUGCACUUUCCUUUAUUUCUUGAGCUGCUUCCUUUGCUCUUUGGCUUUAUGGUUGUGUUUAGAUGAGUGAAUGAAGUGUGUUGGUGUGUGUCGGCGAAGAAGGGGAAAAUAUGAGAGAUGAGCCUAUGAAGAAGUUGUCUGUGGAAACGAAAAGGAGGAAGAGGAAGAAGAAGAAGAAGAAGGCCUCUGAGUCCCCCGUUUGAUUAGACCAAGCGGUUCUUUUAUAGCAAAAAAAUCUACAGUGAAUUCACUGUUCAUGACUUAUGUUUGCUUUUGAUUGGUUGGUAGGAUUCUAGGUAGGGAUACUGUAGUGUACAGUAGUUUGCUUUUGAUUCGUUGACCAGAUUUGACCCGAGUUGGCCAGGCUUUGGGCUUGGAUUUGAGUCCAAUUUCUUUUAUUGUGGAUCAUACAAUGUUAAUGACUAUUGUUGUUCUUUUAUAUUGUAAUGUAGUUAUUUGACAUUGUUUCAUCUUAAUGAGAUUGUUACAUGACUUAUUAUUAUACAGAAAUUGGGACCCAUUCUUACAACACCCAAUGAAUCAAUUAACUCGCAUGUUAACCAAAACCAAACACAAGCCUAGUUCGUAUCAACUAUCAAAAUGAAUCAAUUGAAAUUUG
This is a messenger RNA of Linum trigynum, 4837 nucleotides long. The record is from the annotation of a GenBank genome assembly. NCBI's taxonomy places the organism in Eukaryota, Viridiplantae, Streptophyta, Magnoliopsida, Malpighiales, Linaceae.